This is a messenger RNA of Mercenaria mercenaria, 1446 nucleotides long. RefSeq lists its product as uncharacterized. Bases 180 to 905 code for a protein of 241 amino acids. The record is from RefSeq and is a predicted model, not a curated record. The transcript has 5 exons. Lineage: Eukaryota; Metazoa; Mollusca; Bivalvia; Venerida; Veneridae.
UAAACACGGUAACUAUAACGUCUGUUAAGACGUUAUAUUUGCGCAUAAGAGAAGGAUGUGUCUGACUGUUUUCGUCUAAUGAAAAUAAGUAACACUUAUCAAUAACACUGCUCAAAACCUUAAACAUAUCAUUAAAUCAUUUACACUACAGCGGAAUUUAUUGUUUUGAUCACAAAGAAAUGAAUGCGUUUUUGUUGAGAAUUGUACUGAUUAUGACGUGUAACUGUCAGAUACCUGGAAGUGACAGCGAAGAGUCGAGCCAGGAGCCAAGAUGUUACUCCAGAUUUGAUUACGAUUACAAGUUACUGAUGAAACUGACAAAGCAGGAAGAGAGACAAGAAUCGAUGCAGAUUUUGUUGAACAGCCAGAGUGGCCUGAUUGAUAAACUGAAAGAGCAACUUAGAGUAUCCUUGUUGCCCCGCUGGGGAGACUGGAACCCCUGGAGUGACUGCUAUAUGAACUGUACAGGAAAAUCCGGAGGACGUGUACAAAGUAGAUCAAGGAAAACCAUUGCACAUUCUCCAACGCAGGGACCACAGCAAGAGGCGGAAGAACGACCAUGUAAUGCCGUGCAAUUUGCAGGUUGUAUCAAAAGCUACGGAGCGGAUGAUAAUUUUGGCGUGUCCUAUGACUUCGCAGAUCAAAUUGCGGUAUCUACUUGCACAGCGCUUCUGUCGGGAGGAAACUACGUGUAUGCAAUUAGACGAAAAUGCUCUGCUCUUUCUGUCUCGUGUGCAGAAACGUGCAAAAAUGUUGGAAAAACAUGUUUUAAUUCACUUCAUGUUCAUCGGAGUUCCACGAUCUUGCCGAGGGAUAAAGAUGGCGCUCUGGGAUUGUAUUUAUACAAGUACAACGGCUGUUCUGGGAAUUUCUGCGGUCCUAACUUCUGCUGCUGUCACGAUUAGUGCGAUGUUGUCCCGUGUAGAUGCGGACUGUGAAUAGACCUACACGCAGGACACAGCGGAAAUAUUUUACUUUCACUGUUUGUGUAUGUGAGCUAAAUAGAUAUUUAUAUAUUGUUUUUUUUACAAAAUGUAUGUUACAUAAUAUGAUAACUUUGAAUAACUUACAAACAAAAACAGAAUAACAACUAAUGGCAGGUUGAAUGUUUGGAGAAUUGCAUUGCGGCGCGACGGUCAGUAACGUUACCUUUGUAAAGGGAACUGGAGCUUAAAACCUGACAUUCUAGUUUCACAUGUUAUCCUAAAUGCAAAGUGAUAAACGAGACAAUAAGUAUUAUGUUAGUAAAGUAUUUUCACAUGCAAGAUAUUUCUUAGUUCAGACUGCGAGCGUUUUAUUGAUAUAACAUUUUGUAAAUUAGUGUAAUUUUAAUUAAUUCUUCGGAUCUCUUGAUGAAUCAGUCAUUUAUUGCCUGUCAUCUAUUUUUAUUUUAAAGUUGGUAAGCCGAUCUUUAACUUUACAAUUAAUAAAAAUUACUGUCUUGGU